Molecule: messenger RNA, 3496 nt
Organism: Anguilla anguilla (European eel)
Lineage: Eukaryota; Metazoa; Chordata; Actinopteri; Anguilliformes; Anguillidae
Gene: actn1
Product: actinin, alpha 1
Exons: 22
Coding region: 249-2990 (913 amino acids)
Biological process (GO): muscle cell development; actin cytoskeleton organization
Cellular component (GO): stress fiber; Z disc; cell projection
Molecular function (GO): calcium ion binding; actin filament binding
Source: RefSeq, a predicted model, not a curated record
ACUUGCCACUCUACAGCGCCGUUGUAAAAAAAAAAAAAAAGACAAAAAGAGGCCAGGAGUCGUACGAGUGAGCGGAGAGUGAAAGAGUCACAGAACGAGUCACAAGAGUAAGUGAGGGAGCGAGGGACCGUUAAUUUCAUCCACCCCGUUUCAAGUGCGCCCGGGAGAAUUACAUUGUUGCAACAUCACCUUACCGAAGAGGCAACGGGGAUAGCUAUUACAACAAAUAAAGAAAUAGAGAUAUCACCAUGGAUCUUUAUGACGGGGACGACACCGUUUAUAUGCCGCAAGAGGACGACUGGGACCGCGAUCUUCUCCUAGACCCUGCGUGGGAAAAACAGCAGAGAAAGACGUUCACAGCAUGGUGCAACUCCCACCUCAGGAAGGCUGGCACCCAGAUCGAGAACAUCGAGGAGGACUUCAGAGACGGCCUCAAACUCAUGCUGCUGCUGGAGGUCAUCUCGGGGGAGCGCUUGGCCAAACCGGAGCGCGGGAAGAUGCGGGUGCACAAGAUCUCCAACGUCAACAAGGCCCUGGACUUCAUCGCCAGCAAAGGGGUCAAGCUGGUGUCCAUCGGGGCGGAAGAGAUCGUUGAUGGUAACGCCAAGAUGACUCUCGGAAUGAUCUGGACCAUAAUCCUCCGCUUUGCCAUACAGGACAUCUCUGUGGAAGAGACAUCAGCCAAAGAGGGCCUGCUAUUGUGGUGCCAGAGGAAGACUGCUCCCUACAAGAACGUCAACAUCCAGAAUUUUCACAUCAGCUGGAAGGAUGGGUUGGGAUUCUGUGCGCUCAUUCACAGACAUCGUCCAGAGCUCAUUGACUAUGGGAAGCUGCGGAAGGAUGACCCCAUGACCAACCUGAACACGGCCUUUGAUGUGGCCGAGAAGUACCUGGACAUUCCCAAGAUGCUGGACGCCGAGGACAUCGUGGGCACUGCCCGCCCGGACGAGAAGGCCAUCAUGACCUACGUCUCUAGCUUCUACCACGCCUUCUCGGGCGCACAGAAGGCAGAGACGGCGGCCAAUCGGAUCUGCAAGGUGUUGGCCGUCAACCAGGAGAAUGAGCAGCUGAUGGAGGACUACGAGAAACUGGCCAGUGAUCUGCUGGAGUGGAUCCGCCGCACCAUCCCCUGGCUGGAGAACCGGGUCCCGGAGAACACCAUGCAGGCCAUGCAGCAGAAGCUGGAGGACUUCCGGGACUACCGGCGCCAGCACAAGCCGCCCAAGGUGCAGGAGAAGUGCCAGCUGGAGAUCAACUUCAACACCCUGCAGACCAAGCUGAGGCUCAGCAACCGGCCCGCCUUCAUGCCCUCCGAGGGCAAGAUGGUCUCGGACAUCUCCAACGCCUGGGGCUCGCUGGAGGGGGCGGAGAAGGGCUACGAGGAGUGGCUGCUCAACGAGAUCCGCAGGCUGGAGAGACUCGACCACCUGGCAGAGAAGUUCCGCCAGAAAGCAGCCAUCCACGAGGCCUGGACUGAAGGCAAGGAGGAGAUGCUGCAGCAGAAGGACUUCGAGUCCGCCUCUUUAUCAGAGAUCAAGGCCCUGCUGAAGAAGCACGAGGCCUUUGAGAGUGAUCUGGCGGCCCAUCAGGACCGAGUGGAGCAGAUCGCUGCCAUCGCACAGGAGCUGAACGAGUUGGACUACUACGACUCGCCCAGCGUGAACGCCCGCUGCCAGCGGAUCUGUGACCAAUGGGACGCGCUGGGCGCCCUGACCCAGAAGCGGAACGAGGCCUUGCAGAGAACCGAGAAGCUGCUCGAAACCAUCGACCAGUUGUACCUCGAGUUCGCCAAGAGGGCGGCGCCAUUCAACAACUGGAUGGAAGGGGCCAUGGAGGAUCUGCAGGACACCUUCAUUGUCCACACUAUUGAGGAGAUUCAGGGUUUGAGCACAGCCCACGAGCAGUUCAAGGCCACGCUCCCAGAGGCAGACAAAGAGCGGCAGGCCAUCUUGGGCAUCCACAAUGAGAUCUCCAAAAUUGUGCAGACCUACCACGUCAACAUAGCCGGCACCAACCCCUACACCACCAUCAACCCCCAGGAGAUCAACGCCAAAUGGGACAAGGUGCGACAGUUGGUGCCGCAGCGGGACCAGGCCCUGAUCGAAGAGCACGCCCGGCAGCAGAACAACGAGCGCCUGCGCAAGCAGUUCGCCAACCAGGCCAACGUCAUCGGCCCCUGGAUCCAGACCAAGAUGGAGGAGAUCGGUCGCAUUUCGAUUGAGAUGCACGGCACCUUGGAGGACCAGCUGACGCACCUGCGUCAGUACGAGAAGAGCAUCGUAAACUACAAGCCAAAGAUAGACCAGCUGGAGGGAGACCACCAGCUCAUUCAGGAAGCCCUCAUCUUCGACAACAAGCACACCAACUACACCAUGGAGCACAUCCGCGUUGGCUGGGAGCAGCUCCUCACCACCAUCGCUCGCACCAUAAACGAGAUUGAGAACCAGAUCCUGACCCGGGACGCCAAGGGCAUCAGCCAGGAGCAGAUGAACGAGUUCCGGGCAUCCUUCAACCACUUCGACAGGGACCACUCCGGCACACUGGGCGCUGAGGAGUUCAAGGCCUGCCUCAUCAGCCUGGGCUUCGAUAUCGCCAACGACGCGCAGAAGAGAACAGGAAUGAUGGAGGCCGAAGACUUCAGAGCCUGCCUUAUCUCCAUGGGUUACAACCUGGGCGAGUCCGAGUUCUCCCGCAUCAUGAGCAUCGUAGAUCCCAACCGGCUGGGGGUCAUCACCUUCCAGGCCUUCAUCGACUUCAUGUCCCGCGAGACUGCCGACACGGACACGGCCGACCAGGUCAUGGCCUCCUUCAAAGUGCUGGCCGGAGAUAAGAACUACAUCCUAGCGGAUGAGCUGCGUAGGGAGUUGCCUCCAGACCAGGCGGAGUACUGCAUCGCCCGCAUGGCGCCCUACACUGGUCCUGACGCUGUACCUGGCGCCCUUGACUACAUGUCCUUCUCCACCGCUCUCUAUGGAGAGAGUGACCUCUGAACCCUCCUCCGGGGCCGCCCUGGGACCAUCAACUCAGCAAUGCCCGGUCCACAGCCAUCUUCUCCUCAAAUUACCCACAGCUAGCUCCUCCCUGCCCCCUCCACAACCCUGUUCAUACAAAAGCUAGCGCCUGCCUGUCCUCCUCCACAGUGUACUCCUCUUCACCCUUCCCACAGCUAGGCCCUUCCAACUGACGAUACGCCCCCCCCCCCCCCCCCUUUCCCAAAGGCAGAUUCCCCUCCUGCCUCACCACCAUAGCCCUGCUCCUACCAUGCUGGCACAUUUUUUGUACACCCCCAGCCUUUUGCCACCCCGUUCCUCCCCCCAUUGCCCGCUGCCCCCCCCCCCCCCCCCCCGCUCCCAUUUGUUGUACUUGCUUUUGAUGCAAUGCAGCACCUCUCCAGGUUUACAAAGGGGAGAGAGAAUUGUUUCUUUCUGUUUUUAUUUUUUGUUGUUCUUGUUUUUCUUCAAAAAAAUAAAAAUAAAAUUAACAUAUUUUAUUAUAC